AUGGGAAGGCCGUUGCCUGACCUUCUGCGUAGACUCCCCGAACAGCGCAUGGCCCCGUUUGUAUUAGAGGCAAAGGAGGUAGAAGCAGCACUGGAACAACUAGAUCAGAACAAGGCCGCGGGCCCGGAUGAGCAGCAUACAGAAAUACUGCGGCCCAUCGCUGCCAUUAUUGCAGGUGUGUUUACUCAGCUUUGCAACCGAUCCCUUGCCUCUGCAACGCUGCCCGCCGACUGGACCACGGCAGAAGUGGUGUCAAUCCACAAGGGUGUUUCAAGGGCGGCUNCUAUUGUCUAG
This is a messenger RNA of Echinostoma caproni, 294 nucleotides long. The record is from the annotation of a GenBank genome assembly. Lineage: Eukaryota; Metazoa; Platyhelminthes; Trematoda; Plagiorchiida; Echinostomatidae.